GGAGCGGCGGCAGGAGCGUCAGCAGACGGACGAACAUCUGUCAAUCCUCCUAAACGCUUCACCUCCUCCGAUCUGCCGGUAAAAACCUCCGGAGCUCCUCUGCAGCUUAACGGCCGCUUCGACCCACCGCUGCUGCCUCCUCCGCGGCUCUCAGGAAGUCUGGUUUGAUGUCUGCGUCGGUCCUGUAUCCAUCGCUGUGUGGAAGCGUCAGUCUGGUCUGUGGACUCCUCCUCCUGACCUCCGCACCGCUCCUCACAGCAGGCCGACUGACUAACUGCACUUAUCCUCUGGUGCCUGAACAUGGAGGUUUCCGCUGCGAUCCGUCACCGUGUCGAGGUUUCACCCACAAGAGCUCCAUCCACAUCUUCUGUGAGCCGAGCCGGUACCACCUCAACAACAAAGUGCGCGUCUCCAGAUGUCGCUAUGGGAGGUGGCAGCCUGCAAUACCAGCCUGCAUCCCCAUCAGAGAUGGUGUUAACACGAACUCUGGCGACAGAGUGAAUAACUCAGUGCCCAGCAUGGCGACAACAGCGGUGGGCGUGUCCAUCUUCCUGCUCACCACCACUGCCUGCCUGGUCGUCAAGUCCCGCCUCUGCCCCUGUCAAUCACACAGCCGUCGAUCCUCAGACCAGCUCGACCUGAUGGUGGAUGGACUUCCUGUGUCCCUCCCCUCCUACGAGGAGGCAGUGUACGGCAGCUGGGGGCAGCGCCUCCCUGCCUGUUCAGCACCGGGACCCACCCAGCUCCUGUUGGCUCAGGAAGAUCCCAGCUGCCACCCGUCGCCUCACAACAGCCAAUCAGACAGCAGCCACCGCCCCCUCCUGUCCAGCCCUGACAACCCACCACCCCCGUACGAAGAGGUCCAGUCUUCACGUCCCAGAGGCAGGGUGCGUGAUGGGGACGUCCAGCAACGACAUGUUUCAGACGACAAGGACACCUGACUGACAGACUGUUUGUGACAUGUUUUUGAUUGACAGCUGCAGCGUUUACUCUGUGGAUGAUUUAACAAAAAAAAAAAAAAAUGACUGACAGCAGACCUCUGCACUUUUCCUGGUUGGCUGCGGCUCACCAGCAUCAGGGCACUCUGUCCAAUCAGGCGCUAGCUUAGAGGAAGCUGAUUGGCUGGUUGUUAGGUCUCAGAGACCUGACUGAAGAAUGAAUGUUUGAGUGUAUAUAUGGAGGACCAAAUCUGGCAUAAUGAAAAUAAAUAACUAAAUAAGUAAAAUAACUUAAAUCAUAAUAAAAAAUAAAACGAUAAGUUUCAAUUAUCUAAUGAAUAUGCAGGUUUAAUUUUUGAAAUAA
Molecule: messenger RNA, 1302 nt
Organism: Plectropomus leopardus (leopard coralgrouper)
Lineage: Eukaryota; Metazoa; Chordata; Actinopteri; Perciformes; Serranidae
Product: sushi domain-containing protein 6
Biological process (GO): DNA damage response
Source: RefSeq, a predicted model, not a curated record